GGUGUGUUGAAGCGAAAAAUAAAUCGUUCACGCACGGAUCUUCGAUAUAGCUUGCUCUAUUGAUCAAACCGCAGUAUGUAAUGUAUAAACUAUUGCGCUCUAGAAAACUGUUAAGUAUUAAUGUUGUACACAUUAUCAGUGCGUGUAAACACGGCGGAUAACAAUAUUGUGUUGCAAUCUAUGUUAAGAAUACGCUGUAAAUAUGUUAAACGUGCUUGGUCAGUUCUUAAGCUAAAUGGUGAUUUAAAAAGAAAUUGAUACGAAAUAUGAAAUAACUGUGAAUUGAGGAAAUGGAUCUUGUGUCUCAACUGGAAAUGUAACGGCGCUCAAAAGUUGCGCAUAAUGGAUAAAAUAGCGUGACACAGUUAAGAUCCCUCGCUCACUGGAAUGCGAUAAAUCGGCCCAUAAUGCAUUGCGGUGCGUCUCCGCAUGCGUGAUUUUAUAAGUCGUGUCACUGUUUAUAAACGGGAAGUGUUUACAGGGACUUGUAUUUUCUGUAAUUCUAUCAGUUUUAGUCUUUUGUUUAUUUAGAAAAUUUAGGAUUAUAUGCAGCAUGACCUCAGAAACGACGGACACAUACAAGGACUGGAUAUUAGAUAUCAUAGAUCAGUUAAGAAAGAGGAAAGCUCGUCCGGAUCUGGAGCGUAUUACUCACUUUGUUGAGCGAAAGCAUGGAUUGGGGCGGAAAGAAACGGAAGCGCAUCUUGAAAAAUUGGUCGAUAAAGGCAUUGUGAUUAAGGUCGUUUACAAACGCGGGACAAGUUACAGAAACGCCACCAAGUCGAGAAAACGAAGCUUUGUGUCAAAUGUACUUAAUUCUAAUUUAGCUAGUUUCAAAAUCAAUGAGGCAGUGAAUAGUAUACUGAGAGAACGGAAUCGUGCUAUUUCGGUUACCGACGGUGAUGAUAUUGACGACGACGACGACGAUGAUGACGAAGAGCCUAUGCAAAUUGAUGACGAUUGUGAAGGGGUCAGUGCCAAAGAAAUUGAAAAAUGGUUGAAACAAAACCAAGAAGACAUUGGUCCCUAUCCCGUGCACUGGGCGGUGCAGCGGGAAGUUGAUGCUGGCAGAUUGUCCUGUCUACAAAACGGAAACUUUGUUCCUUUCCGUGAAGAAAAAAAUGGGGGAACUUCACAAGCCGGUGGGGCAAAAGGCGAUGGUUUCCAGGGGACAUCAAAACCUGUACUACAGAAAUCAAUGAGUGUAUUUGCGAAGAGGGGACGUCCUCCUAAAUUAAACCUUCCGAAAUUCAAUCGAAGUGUGAGUUUGAAUGCUGCUAAUGCUGCAAAGAAACCGGAAGAGCCCGAGUCGGCCCCAGUACCUGUCAUGCCACCCCACCUUUGUGAUUUCUGCCAGCAGUCAAGGGACCAAAACAGACAAGGACAACCAGAAGAAUUACUCUUUUGUAAAGACUGUAAUGCUAAAGCUCAUCCCUCGUGCAUGAAUUACGCCCCCGAGCUUGCAGCACGUGCGAGGAACACAGCUUGGCAAUGCAUUGAUUGUAAAACAUGCUGCAUCUGCGCAGACCCUGGUGAAGCGGACUGUAUGUUGUUUUGUGAUGCCUGUGAUAAAGGAUAUCAUAUGAUGUGCCACGUCCCAAAAGUUGACGAUAAACCACAAGGAAAGUGGAUUUGCAGUGAAUGUGUCAAUGAUGGUGUAGAUAUAGAUGAUAUUGAAGAAAACAGUUAUGUAAAUGUGAUAGAUAGUACCAUGAAAUCAACAGAUUCCGAAUCAUUUACUAGCACUCGAGACAAAAAUGGAGAGAGUGAACCACAUCAGGAGGUAUAUCCAAAUGCAACACAGUGGUCAAUUACUGAUGUAGUACACUACUUCAAUGAAAAAGGUUUCAGCGAAUCAGCAAACGCCUUUAAAGUACAGGAAAUUGAUGGUCAGUCCCUUUUAUUGCUGAAAAGAUCAGACGUUCUCCAGGGACUGUCCCUUAAACUUGGCCCUGCUCUCAAGAUAUACAACCAUGUAAUGAAACUCCAGACCGCAGGGUCACCGCCGAACAACGAAUGAAAACUGUUGUUGUACUGUUAUUCCAAUGUUGUUCAGUUAUCUGUGAUUUACGUCUGAAGAAAUUCCGUUAUUUUCGUUCAUCUAAAUUUUCAGCAUUCAAGCAAACAUUAUUUUGUUCAGUUAUUUGUUGAGUUUUAUCUUAUUACUGGGCGGUCAUCCAAUGUGACUUUUCGGUAUUGUACACACUGGGGAAAUCGCUCGAUUCAGGUAAAAGUUUUGCUUAUAAUUUCCUUAUUAUUUCACAGAUUUUAAUGAAACAAAAAGCGUCGAAGACAGGAAAAUGGAUGCUUUUGUCACCAUGAAGCAUCUGGCAGACAUUCUUGAUACCUUUCUCAGACAGUACGUCCAAAUGUUUUUAUGGACCAAAUGUGAGGUAACAUACACACUGGUAUUUGGGCGAAGUGUUUGAAGACGGUAUUGAUAAAGUCUGACAGACGUUUUAAACUGAGGAAAGCACUCAUUUUUCUGUCUUCAGUGGUUUUUAUUUUAUCAAAGUCCAUCAAAUAACAAGAAAUGUCACAUGAAUCGAGCGGUUUUCCGCAUGUGUACGAUACCAAAAUGUCACAUGGAUUAGUCACCCAGCUAUUGAUUCAUCUUUAAAAAUGUAAAAUUAGAAAUGAUUUGCUGUCUGUUAGUCAAACGGGAUCUUGACGUUUAUGAAUACAAUCAAACAUUUGCUACAUUCCACCAGUGAAGGAACUGAGAUCGCAUAAUAUAAAUGAAGUGAUCAGCGAAUUCCGUGUGAAUACGUGUUCUCGUCUGCUGAUUCGGAAUGCCUCGGUCAUAAAUAGUUUGGGAAGUAUUGGUAAAUCGUGCUUUAUCAGGAUAAAUCAUACCUAAUAUUUAUGCAUUUAAGAUCCCACUAAAUUUACGCCAGUUAGUGUUAAUUGGCAUUAAUCAAGUUUCUGAUAUAUCAGUUUGAAGUAGAAAUUCUCAGAUUGGGUUCCUAGGUAAUGAUUUCAGUAACAACGUACAAAAGAAACUUGAGCGGAAUUUACCGAUUGUAAUUUUGGUCUCAUUUGUUUAAGCUCCUAUUUGAACAUUUGCUAUUGCCGUGAAUACAACCCGCAAAUAUUGAUCAGUUUUGGGUCACACAAGCUUGGUCUUAAUAUACAGAUGUAAUAAAUGUAAGUGGUAUUAUAUAUAGAUCUAUUACUUAUAAUGUAGUCCUUCUAUAGAUAACACUUAUUCUACACUUGGAUUCUAUCGCAGUUAAUCAUUUGGGACUUAAUUAAUACUUAGAUAUAGUAGCCGUUAAUCUUGGUGAGAUAACGUCUGUACAGAUAUGGUUCCUCCUUGUUCAAUGUGUAACCGUUAGAUAUGUUUAGAUUCCAUGUAUAAUAACGUGGGGAAUUCAUUAUAAAUAGUAUUAAGUAUCUAAAAAAAUUAAUGUCUGCAAAAAAAUCACUUAGCUACAUAACACGUAAAUGUAACAAACUUUUUACUAAAAAGUACGACGGAAAUUUCAGUCUUGUGAAUAAUAAGACCUCGAGCGUUUUAGAAAUUUUUGAUAAGAAUCCAACAUGUAUUCGUACGCAGACAAGCAUAACGUCUCCUGAAACCUCUCUGUUUUUGUUUUUGUACGAGUGAAUCGAAUGAUUAUACCAAAUUUUUGUUUUAGGAUACUGAAAUUGAUUGUAAAUUGAAAAUUCUUAAUCACUAACAGUAAUAAUUAUACUUUUAUAAACUUUACAAAUACUAUACGAUUAAUCCUGUCCGUUAAUUUGCAUAAUAUAAUACAUUAAAUCAUUUUCCAGUCUUGUACGAACCGUGUUUUCUAAAAAAAAAAAAAGAAAGCACGUAUAUUUGAGUAACUGUCAGGCCCUCAGAUGUAAUGCUUUCCAAAAAUGUAACAAAGUGUAGAUUUAGACUAGCAAACUGUAUUUUUUACAUAAAUGAUAAAAUUGACAAAAUUUUCAUUGGCAUAUGUUAAUACUUUACUACAUGUAUACACAUUUUUACAUACCGGUAUAUGAAGUUUGUUACAUUUGAACGUCCAAUACUUCAGUUUGACUGCUGUUGGCGUACUCUAGUUCGAAGCCCUCACGCCGCUUAAUUUAUUCAUACUUGUUUCUUCAUGCUUCACUUAAAUACGAUAGUUAAAAAGUAAACAAGACCCACAUUUGGUGAAUUUUGAUAUCAAAUACUGUAAAACGAGAUGACAAUGAAAAUCGCUCCAAUGCUCGCUAGAAUAUUAACUGAUGCUGUAAUUUUUGUAGUUUUAUGUGCAAAAAUGUCUUAAGAAUGAGUUUAUACUCCUUGGUAUAAAUAACACCACUAGGUGAAUAAAAUGUGUCAUAUUCGCUAAAGAUCAAGGCCGCACCAUGCUGAUCCGGCCCCAAUUUCGCGAAAAAACAAGUAAUUACUUAGUUAAAUCUGUUAUUUUAAAAUUGUGCUAUUGCUUAAGUUAUAGUCAUUUUAUGUUGAUUUUUCCUAUAACAAUGUAUUUAUAGCAAAAUUAUACUAUGGUUAGUAGUAUUUGUCUGUAGUACUUAUUUCAAUCACGCAAAUAUGAUAUUUCUACUAAGCACGAUAUAACGAACUUAAGUAUUUGCUUAAGCAUAUUUCUCAUUUCUAUACUUCGUUUUUUUUUGUAACAUUCAGAAUUAUUAUGUUUUGAUCUACGAAAUAGUCAUAUAAGGUUCUGAUAUAGAUGAAAAACUCAACAUUGAACACGCAUAAAGGGCAAAAACAAGCAUAUAAAAUAACAGACUUAACUAAGCAAUUACUUAAGUUUUUUCGUGAAAUUGGGACCGGGUGUUCUGGCUCCGUGUUCACAAAACAUUUUCAGUCUCAGCUGAGUUUGAUAAUGAAACUUUAUUUGUCAUUUAUAUCUAAAUAGCAUGUUAAAAACUAAAUUUUAAGUUAAUAACUAUUUUCAAGUGUCUAUUCAGUAUUGAUGGUCAGUCUCAGUUGGAAUUUAACCUUGAAAUUUUAGAAAAAUUGAUAUUAAAAUUUCAAACUCGAUUUCAGCUGAGACUGAAAAAUGUUUUGUGAACACGGGGCCAGGUCGGCAUUUGUAAUAAAAGUUUAUGAAAGUAGCCUGCGGGAAGCAUGUGAUAUUGUGCAACAAAGGUAUUGUGUGUGUUCUAUGAAGAGAAGAGCUCUUCAACGGCGAUAUAGCGACAUAAGUAUGUAAAAUAGCAUUCUGAAUACGGUUACCGAGGAUGAGAGGCGGGAAAUAGUGGAAUUUGUUUUGACACGGUACAUAUUUAUCGGAUUGCACGGAUCGAUGGCUAGUAGUUUUGACUACUUACCGGAAUGCUAUUCAUAAAGUGUUUUAUAACAUAGAAUUUUGUUCUUCAAGUUUAAGACGAGCAGAAUUUGGUGUUGAACUAUGGACAGGUCAGUAAUUACCAUUCAUUCAUGACACCUUAUAUAAAUCGCCGGUUUGCUGUUUGUGUUAUCAUAAACGUUACUUUAAACAAAAACUGCAUAGGACAAAAUCCUGAAACCCAGGCAAUAUAAAUAGAAGCGGGCAUUAAAAUAGGGAAGGAAAAUUAUUAUACACUUUUUAGUUAAACGGCAAUUGAGGGCCUUCAGUGAUUAUUAGCACGAUUAAACCUAUACUGCAAGAGGGCGUAGCCCCAGUGCCCUAUGAAGGUUUAGGAGUUCUAACAACCACAUAAGGAAUGCCAAUCGGUUUAAUGAGUUGUUUAUUGUAUACAUAACCGGUUAUAAUUCCCGCUUCCGGUUAGAAUCCCCGCCUCCGCUUAUUUUGGAUGGGUUACAGGAUAUAUUAGGUAUAUGAUAAACGCAGUGGUUAUUAGCAUUCCUAACUCUAUACCGGCGAUACCUUGUCUAAUAUAGGUUUAGUAGUGCUCACUACCACUUCAGGCCCAUCCUUUGCAAUUGUGCAAGUGUAUAUUAUUGUUUAUCUACUGCGCGAAAAUUAUAACUUCAUGCAUAAUGUCUUUCAUUUGGUGAGGUUAGGAAUGUUAAGAUAAGGUGUUCAAAUUUGCUCAAUGUUUGUUUUGUAUUUGUGUCAACUUCUGUUUUAAGAGAGAUUGAGAGUACAAGAGAUGCUUGUGUAGAAAACCUCUAUGUCUAAAAUUGUCCGAAAAUAUAAUGGAUUCUAUGGUUAUACAUAAAUAUGUACACGUUUAAACUUAAAGAUGUAACGUUUACUUUUUGAACGUGUACGCCUAAGAUAUGUGAAAACUGCAAUGUUUUCAAAUUUUACAACUUAGACGCUUAUGGAAAAUUGAAGGAUAUACUACACGUACGUAUACGCGUACACGUAUGAAAUCCCAAGCUCUCUAGCAUAGUACGUGUUAGAUAGUCUAGUCCGUGUAGUUCAGUAUCAGUGGGAAAGAUGUUUUUCUUUCGCUUAUAUAUCUGAAUAAUCCUUGCUACUAACAAGCAAAUUGAGUGAGUUUAUAUACACCCACCUCUCCCCACACACACACCCCCCCCCCCCCCCCCCCCCCCCCCCCACACACACACACACACACCCACGCCGAAAAGGUUGUUUUGUGAAUGUGGGAACUGUAUUUUGAAAAAUAUUUAACUUCCAUUUUAUUAUACACAAGUUAUUUACAAAAGGAAUGUGCAACGGUUUGUUGGUUCCUAAUUUUUACAAACUAUAGAGGAAAAACUCUGCUCUAUAGUGGAUCUAUAUUUGUAUUAUGUUUCAUGAAGAUCCAUCAAUGGGUUACUUUGUUUUAUGGGAAUUUUUGAACUUUAGAACAGUUAAAGCACAAUAAUUCUUAAGUUACUAAAGACACCCAGAUGAAAGAUUUGCUUGGACCAUCGCCCUUAGUAAAAAUACCUUCCUUAUAAGUAUACCAAAUCAAGAGAAAACUGUCUGUUUUUACUGCAUCAAGGGAGGGGUAUGUUGGUUAUACUACAAGUGAGCAGCGGUCAUGUGCUACUUAAUUAAGUAUUGAGGUUUGACGGUUCUAUCUUAAAUUUUUUUUUUAAUUAUAAGCAUUUUCAAUCUUUUAAACAAAUGUAGAGGAAAAACUCUGCUUUUACUAGAUCUAGGGGGUAAUACAACAUGUGAGGAAAGGUCAUUAUUGUGCUAAUCAAUUAGUAUGUGAAGUUGAUGAUUCUAGCUUAAAUAGUUUUUAGCUCAUCUGAUUUAUUGUCAUCACUUGAUCGUCGUCGGCGUUGCCUGGUUAAGUUUUAUGUUUAGGUCAUCUUUUCUCCUAACUAUCAAAGCUAUUGCUUUAAAACUUGCAACACUUGUUUACCAUCAAUAGCUUACUCUGUACAGCAAGAAACAUAACUCCAUCCUGCUUUUUGCAAGAGUUAUGACCCUUUUUGGAUUUAUAAAAUAUCAGAUUUCUUGGUUAAGUUUUAUAUUUAGGUCAACUUGUCUCCUAAACUAUCAAAGCUAUUGCUUUAAAACCUGCAACCCUUACUCACCAUCAAAAGCUGACUCUGCACAGCAAGAAACAUAACUCCAUCCUGCUUUUUGCAAGAAUUACGGCCCCUUUUGGACUUGGAAAAUCAGAAUUUUUGGUUAAGUUUUGUGUUUAGGUCAGCUUUUCUCCUUAACUGUCAAAGCUAUUGCUUUAAAACUUGCAACACUUGUUCACCAUCAAAAGCUGACUCUGUACAGCAAGAAACGUAACUCCGUCCUGCUUUCUGCAAGAAUUGUGGCCCCUUUUGGACUUAGAAAAUAUCAGAUUUCUUGGUUUAGGUCAACUUUUCUCCUUAACGGUCAAAGCUAUUGCUUUAAAACUCUACAUUGCUUUUUUGAAAGAAUUAUGGCCCCAUUUGGACUUAGAAAAUCAUGGGUAUGACAAUAUUUCUUUUAUACAGAGACAAGAAAAAAUCAGCUGAGCGUCUGCACCCGCAGGGCGGUGCUCUUGUUGAGUAAAUGCAUUUUCAAUUUUGGACGGACACACGCACGCACGGAAAAACUAUCACACGGACAACGCCAAAACAAUAUUCAAGCGACUUCGGCAGGGGAUAACAAAGAAGCUUUCAAAACACAUUGUGUCAUUGUCCAUUGUCUGUGUAUAUAUAUACACAUAGAAUAAGUGUCUUUGGCAUGAAAUGUGUAUCCCUGGAGAGGUUUUUUUUUUUCACGUGUUCAUCAUUAUUCCUGUUACUAGCAUCUGUAUGGAUUUGGAUGCGAAUCUUAGAAAAAAGCUAGAGUAGCAAGGUCUGUAGACAAACCUGAUUGUCUAUAAAAAUAUCUGUAACAGUUAGAAACACGUUAAAUGUUGCUCUUGUUCGUGUUGUUAACAGGCGCAGAGUUUUAAAAACUUUAGAUAUUUAUUCUUGAAUCGUUAUACGUACAGUUGUAAAAGUUUAAAAUUUCUACAGAUCUGUGAAAAUGUGGGAACAAUGCAGUUGUUCAUGCAUAUAUAUACUCUGCAGACGACGUUUAGAAAUGUGUGUGAAUUUUAAAUCGGAAGAAGUUACCGAUGUGGAUUAUUCUCUGUAGAUUUUUUUAGAUGAUUUUUUAGAUUUUGUUUAUUCAGAAAACUGUUUGUCUUGUUGGGUUACUUUCUGAUUAGUGUCACAUUAUUAUAAAAUUUGAAAUGAUA
Messenger RNA from Mercenaria mercenaria, 8523 nucleotides. RefSeq names its product histone acetyltransferase KAT6B-like. Gene Ontology annotation, molecular function: protein binding; DNA binding. Bases 554 to 2020 code for a protein of 488 amino acids. The record is from RefSeq and is a predicted model, not a curated record. NCBI's taxonomy places the organism in Eukaryota, Metazoa, Mollusca, Bivalvia, Venerida, Veneridae. The transcript is spliced from 8 exons.